Eriocheir sinensis (Chinese mitten crab) is the source of this 2681-nucleotide messenger RNA. Its product is annotated as phenoloxidase-activating enzyme-like. The transcript has 11 exons. Gene Ontology annotation, molecular function: serine-type endopeptidase activity. NCBI's taxonomy places the organism in Eukaryota, Metazoa, Arthropoda, Malacostraca, Decapoda, Varunidae. The record is from RefSeq and is a predicted model, not a curated record. Gene Ontology annotation, biological process: proteolysis. Bases 409 to 1623 code for a protein of 404 amino acids.
CGCGUGUUCCGCAGAGUCAGACCAGUCCAAGCAGCGAAGGGACUAGUUCUCCCCCUCACAGCUGCACGGUCCUCCUCCUCCUGCUCCUUCUCCUCCUGCUACGUCGUCAGGCAGUGGAUCAGAACUUUUUAUUUACCUUUGACUCCAGUGUGUGUUUAGGUGUUGUUAUUGCUUUCGUUUAGUCAUUGUCAAUACCGGAUGUUGUUGUAGUGAUUGCCCCUUCAACUACUGUUACGAUUCUUACUACCGCUGAUGCUGUUACUGUGCAACCUCAACACCGCCACCGUCUCAAUCCCAGUCUGCCUUUUGUGCCCGUGUGUUGCCUCGCCUCCUACUCCAGUAUUUGCUUAGUCAACACCUCGGGAGAGGAUAAAUCGGGAGAAAGGACGGACGCGGGCACGGAGCAGGAUGGAGAGGAUCUCGUGGCUGGUGCUGGCGGUGGUGAUAGCGGGGAUGCUGGAGGUGGCGCACGGGCAAGACUGCCGCACGAAGUCAGGUGAGGUGGGUCGCUGCGUCAACAUUCGCUUCUGUCCGGACCUUCUUCGACUCCUGCGAGAGAUCCAGAGCAACACAGCGCCGCGGGAUUCCGUCAGGGUGCUACGAGACUCCGUGUGUGAAUUCAGCAAUAACAUCCCCAAAGUCUGCUGCACAAGUCUAGGAAGUUCGGAUGAGAAAAGGUAUUCCUUCUCCUUUUCUCUAUCUCCACCCUUUCUCUUCCGUUUCCGAUUUCCCUUCACCGUCCCUUUCCUCUUUAUUUUUCUCACACUACCCAUCGCACAGCCUCGGCCCACAUCAGGCAAUCGCGGAGGAGUGUCUCUACUGCCGAAGUCAUGUGGCCGCACGGUACUGGCAGACAAAAUCGUCGGUGGAGUCAACGCUUCACUCUUCGCCUGGCCCUGGAUGGCGCUGCUCAGUGGCUCAAACGCGCGCGGGAGACAGUGGAUCUGCGGCGGGGUCCUCAUCUCCAGCCGCUACGUGCUCACCGCCGCCCACUGCGUUCACACCUCCUCCCAGUUCAACCUAGAUUUCGUGCGAGUGGGAGAGCACCAGCUGUCAACGAACCCUGACUGUGAGAGGCGCAGGUGUGCACCAUCACCUCAGGACAUAAGAGUGUCGGAGAUCAUCAUUCACGAGGACUACAAUAAAGUGCAAGGCUGUCCACGCUGCCACGACAUCGCCCUCCUGAGGCUGGCCUUCCCUGCCCGGCUCGACCCAGCCCACGUGUUUCCGAUCUGUGUGCCCCAAGACCUGGAGCGAGAGCUGGGCGUGAUCAACAAUGACUUCUCUUCGAUGUUCGGGUGGACGGCCGGCUGGGGGUCUUUGAACCCCACCAAUUUCGUGCAAGCAGACGUACUACAAGAGGCUCUCCUGCCCCUCCGGAAAACCUUCUGCAAGAUCGAUUCCUUCCCAGAUCCGAACAUGGUAAUAUGUGCCGGCGGGGAGGGCGCGGACUCCUGCAGGGCGGACUCUGGCGGCCCGCUGCUCAUGGAGAACGCAGGUCGCAACUUCGUGGUGGGCAUAGUGAGCAGCGGCCCCACGGUCUGCGGCGCCCCCCAGACUCAGGGCAUUUACACCAACGUCAACUACUACCUGUCAUGGAUCUUGGACCACCUGCGGCCCUAGCGUAUACCGGCGGCAAACCUUGCAAGCGUAACUUGAAUCUCGAGCGAGUUACGGGAGCUGACUCUUGAUGACAACUUGCAUAUCAGGUUGUUUGGCGUUUACAUGGACACGAGGAAAAGAAGGUUACGGGGAUCUAAGACCGUCACGUCACUAGCAAGGGACGGACGGCAAUUCCUGAAGAUUUAACUUUCGUCUCUAGCGAAGCACGUACAUUAAUUUCCGAAGACACAAUGGAUAUUUAAAUGAUCAAAUUAACAAGGAAAAUAAGGUCAACUGAUCACAGUGUCAUCAGCCCCAACGGGGAGAGAAUGGCAAUUCAUGACACAUUACUUAUGGUCCUAUAUGUGCAAAGGGAGACUCUGAAUCUAGUUCUUAGAAACUGGAUUGUCGAAGGUUGAACUGAUAGAGAUAAAUAUUGCUAACCACUGCGUCCACUGUGCCCUACAACACUUCCGUUCUUAGCAAAGGAACGUUGGUUCGAUAAAGAAUUAAGAAACGGUACUUGCAUGGGGCAUGACCUGAAGACUUAAGUGCUAAAGACCAUGACAUACAAAGGAAAAAAUCAACUUCUACACGUCCUAUGGAUCAUGCUGUCUCCCUGACCCAUCAAGGAACCGGCACAUCAAAGCUGAAACACGGUACAAUAUGUCUUCUUCACGGGGCUCAUCAGUGACUGGAACGACCAGAAGACACAACCAUGAACUGAGGAGCAAAAACGGGGGACUAUAUAGUAAGUUACCAGAGAAGGAUAAACACAGAAGGAAAAAAAUAAUGUUAAUCUCUGAAGGCUCUGCUUGAAGGGUCUAGUGGCAGAAAAUCACUUAUAGAGAAAUCUGCUCCUGCGUCCCGCGAGUCCGGCGGGACGGCAGUGAGGCUGAGAAAAAAAUGGUUGUAAAAGAAAAAUAAUAAACGCAAUAUAUCAUCAUCAUUAAACCUUCACACCGCUGUGGGUAAAAUGAUGCCAGCACAAAGAAAAACAGAUGAAAAUACUGCGAAAGCAAUUUAUGUAAAAAGUGUAAAAAAUAAAGACGAAGUAGAAAACCCCUUGUGUUUAUCGC